Molecule: messenger RNA, 2268 nt
Organism: Lactuca saligna
Lineage: Eukaryota; Viridiplantae; Streptophyta; Magnoliopsida; Asterales; Asteraceae
Source: the annotation of a GenBank genome assembly
AUGUGUAGAAAGUCUAACCGAAUUGGAACUAAUCUGUAUAAAGGAGCCAAUUGCGUUCUCUCACUUCAAACGAUCACAACCCCAAAAUCCACCAGGGUUCCGACUUCCGAAACCCUAACACCUUCAAAGACGAGUAUUCAUCUCCACGUUUCUUUUGCUCUUUUCAUAGGAUGUGAUUCUAACUCUCACUUCUACCAUUGUUGUCCAGAUACAUAUAACUUCUAUUACAUCAAAGAGGAAGCAAUCAGUUUGAUAGAUUGCUUCACUCCAUAUCAUGAGAGGGAGCUUAAUGCUGUUGAUCACAAACUUCAAGCAUCCUCAUUGGUCCCUUUACCUUUCUCCAAAACACAUUCAAGUGAUCUUUCAGUUGUAAUCCAUGCUGAAAAAAACACGAAGCCCUUUGUGAUGCAUGUAUCAGAUGAUGAUGAUGAUGAUGUGGUUAAUAGUGGUCGUUUUGCUUGUGAUGAAAUUUAUUUAAGUGAUGAUGUGGAUUCAGAUAGUGACUCAUCAACUGAAGCCCAAUGUUCUUUAAUGGACAAAGGAGGACUUAUUGAAGGUGCAUUGAUUGAACUAAGCCAUGAACACCAGCUUAGUGUUGCUGAAGAAAUAAGAAGCCGAAUAUCUGCAUUUGGAACUGAUUUUACAAAUGAAAAAGAAAAACUCACCAAUGCAAUUUCUCGAGCUGAAAAGAGCAAAGAAGCACGAAGGGAAUUGGAUAGAAAACGUGAUUUGCAAUAUCAACGCAUAAUUGCAGAAGCACUUGAUAAUCAUCUGACUGAUGUUCAAAGACACCAUGAAUACAAAUCUCAAAUAGAAGAGAAAAAGAUACGCGAUGAUGCUGCAAUUGAAGAGUCCAAAAGAAAGCAGAAAGCUCUUCAAGAAGAAAAAGUUCGACAAGAAAAAAUGAAAUCAGAAGAGGCCAAAAGACAAGCUGAAAAGAAGAGAGAAGAAGAAAUGAAAGCCAAAGCCAAAGCAUUGGAAGAUGAAAAAAGAGCUGCAAAAGAAGCAGCUAUGUUGUCAAUGGCAGAAAGUCAAAGAAAGGCUGCUGAGGCUUUGACUGCUUCCAAUGAACUUAAUAAACCAUCUUCUGGAAAUGUAGUCAAGGGUGCUGAGAGUGGUUUAAAAAUGGAGGAAAAAAGGGUACAAAUGUACAAACAAGUAAUUGGAAAAGAUUUGGUAUCAGAAAUGGAUUCUAAUAAGGAAUACCGAAGUCAUGGUAUGCAAAUGGCUAGACGCAUCAAAACCAUAACUGGGACAAAAGAGAAUGUGAGAACAAAAGCAGAUGAAUUGGUGAAACUAAUGAAUUCAACCUUUCCUCAAUCCAUCAACAUUGGGAUCUUUGCAGAUAAAAUUGUCUCCCAAAGCACAAACGCAAGCAGCAACAGUGUCCUAUAUGGUUAUGGACAUGUCAUUGUUAUGGUUACUUCAAAGAUUCCACAUGCCAUGGAAAUACUACUUGCCAAAUUAAACAAAGUUUGCAUCUUCACAGUUCCAAAGUAUUUGAGUUACUCAGAGGGAGCUUUCGAAUCUAGAGAAGCAUACUACAAAGCCAUUGGUUAUGAAGAAGAAGAAGAUGGAAAACUUGAAAGCACAGAUACUUAUGUAGGAAGGUUAACCCAACAUAUGAAACUAUACGCAGCUUUAAUUCAGACUGAAGUUGAUGGUUUCCGAAAUUUGCAUGGAAUUGAAGAGGGCUGGAAAUGGCUUGCUAGAUUUUUAAAUGCACUCCCUGCAAAUAUAUACACUGGAGUUGCUCUACAAGCAUUCAUUGAGUUGGCGGGGUUUGGUAUGUACAAAAGGUAUAAAAACCAGUUCAAGAAGCUAUUAAACAUAAUAUCACAAGACUUUUUAAAAGCGUUGAAGGAAAGAGAAGAUCCAAAAGUGACAAAAGUUGUGAUAAGUUUAGAAAAUUACAUCCAAUCAAAGGAGUUCUUAAAGGAACCAGAAGGAUGGCGUUUGCAAGAUUCUUUACUAUCUCAUGGAUUUGUCCCUAAUGAAUCUGAUGAUCAACAACAGUAUUAUAACAAUAAUAAUAAUAAUAACUCAUCGGGGGGAUAUGGAUACAAAGGGUAUCAACAACAAUACAAUUAUAAUAAUUCACCUAAUAGGUAUGUUUAUCAGCGCUAGACUAAAUUGUCAAGAUUUGUAUUUUUUUUUUAAAGAAAAUUUAUAUGAGAUACAAGAAUCUUGAUUCAAAUUAGAAAUUUGUUUGUUUCAAAUGAAUUGUAAUUCGUUUAUAGUUUAAUCGAAUAGAUCUCUAUAUAUGGG